This is a messenger RNA of Sphaeroforma arctica JP610, 429 nucleotides long. RefSeq lists its product as hypothetical. The record is from RefSeq and is a predicted model, not a curated record. NCBI's taxonomy places the organism in Eukaryota, Ichthyosporea, Ichthyophonida. Bases 1 to 429 code for a protein of 142 amino acids. The transcript has a single exon.
AUGCUCACAUACGAGCAGAUUGACGCCUGCUUUGAGUUUGCCGUAUACUACGGCUGUCGAGCCGCGUUCCAACCCCUGAAGAGCGCCGGCGCGAAUUGCGACGACACUAUAUUCUGUGGCGACGAGAAUGACAGCUGUGCAGUGAACGAGUUUUUGGACGGCAACCUGGGUAACUACAAUGACGAUUCAUGUCAUCUAGCUGCGAUAAAUGGCCACCGGGAGUAUCUGACGUCGGUUAUCCACCACUGCCCCUUUGACAUUGUGCGAUACCGCGACAUGGAGUACUGUGUACACGACAUUGUGUUGUACGCACUGGAGAGGGAGCUGCUGUCAAAAUCGGAAAACCAGGAUUGCUACGAUGCAGCCGUACUAUUUACAUGUAUUGAGCUCCUCGACGACGCUGGGGCGGUUGGAGAUCACGAUCAAUAA